AAGAAGAAAUGGAUGGACAAGCUUCGAUAUCCAAUGGCACAGAUGAUACCAUUGUCUGCUAUGCGCCGACGAUGAUUACGACAAAUGGGGUGUGGCAAGGUGACAACCCUUUGGAUUAUUCUCUCCCCCUUUUCAUCUUGCAGUUAACAAUGGUGGUUGUGAUGACUCGCAUUUUGGUUUUCCUCUUAAAACCCUUUCGUCAACCUCGAGUCAUCUCUGAAAUUUUGGGUGGAGUGAUUUUGGGGCCUUCGGUACUAGGGAGGAGUUCUAAAUUUGCCAACACGGUAUUUCCUCUAAGAAGUGUAAUGGUGCUUGAGACAAUGGCCAAUGUGGGGCUUCUCUACUUUCUGUUCUUGGUUGGUGUUGAAAUGGAUCUCUCAGUGAUUCGUCGAACAGGGAAGAAGGCAAUGGCAAUAGCUGUAGCAGGAAUGAUUCUUCCGUUCGGAAUAGGAGCUGCCUUUUCAUUCCAAUUGCACAAAGAAAGCCAAAAAUUGAACUACAACACUUACAUUAUGUUUCUUGGUAUUGCGCUCUCUGUGACUGCUUUCCCAGUGCUAGCUAGAAUUCUUGCAGAGCUUAAACUUAUAAAUUCAGAGCUGGGAAGGAUGGCUAUGGCAUCUGCACUUUUCAACGAUAUGUGUGCUUGGGUUCUCUUAGCUUUAGCCAUAGCCUUAUCGGAGAAUGAUUCCUCAUCUUUUGCUUCAUUAUGGGUUGUACUGUCAAGUGCAGCCUUCGUUUUGUUUUGCAUUUUCAUCGUUAGACCAAUGAUUUCAUGGAUGAUUCGAAAAACUCCAGAAGGGGAAAGUGUGAGUGAGUUCUACAUAUGUUUGAUUCUGACAGGAGUUAUGAUCUCAGGAUUUGUUACAGAUGCCAUAGGAACACACUCCGUUUUUGGGGCUUUUGUGUUUGGUUUAGUUAUCCCAAAUGGUUCACUUGGGGUGGCUUUAAUUGAGAAACUUGAGGAUUUUGUUUCAGGCCUCUUGCUUCCUCUUUUCUUCGCAAUAAGUGGGCUUAAGACUAAUAUUUCAAGCAUAGAAGGAAUAUUCGCUUGGAUAUCUAUUCUAUGUAUCACUCUCCUUGCUUUCCUUGGCAAAGUCAUAGGAACUCUUCUUGCCUCCAUUUGUUAUCAAAUGUCCUAUCGUGAAGGCGUCACGUUAGGUUUGCUUAUGAACACCAAAGGCCUUAUUGAAAUGAUCAUCCUCAAUGUCGGAAAGGAUCAGAAGGUGUUAGAUGAUCAAACAUUCACAGUCAUGGUGAUUGUAGCUCUCAUUAUGACAGGGAUAAUAACACCAGUAGUUACCAUAAUCUAUAGGCCAACAAGAAGGUUUCUACCCUAUAAGAAACGAACAAUCCAAGCAUCAAAACCAGAUUCAGAAUUUAGAGUAUUAGUUUGUAUACACACACCUCGAAAUGUGCCAACUAUCAUCAACCUCCUUGAUGCUUCCCAUCCAACUAAAAGAUCCCCAAUUUGCAUUUACGUGCUACACUUGGUUGAACUCACAGGUCGAGCCUCCGCCAUGCUCAUUGUCCACAACACCAGAAAAUCAGGCCGCCCUGCAUUAAAUCGAACACAAGCUCAAUCAGAUCACAUCAUUAAUGCAUUCGAGAACUAUGAACAACACGUCGAUUGCGUCUCUGUUCAACCUCUCACCGCCAUUUCCCCUUACUCCACAAUGCACGAAGACAUCUGCAAUUUAGCUGAAGAUAAACGAGUUGCGUUCAUAAUCAUCCCAUUCCAUAAACAACAAACAGUGGAUGGAGGAAUGGAAGCCUCAAAUCCAGCAUUUAGAUUGGUAAACCAAAAUGUAUUAGCUAAUGCCCCUUGCUCCGUCGGAAUCCUAGUCGAUCGAGGCUUAAACGGCGCGAAUCGAGCCACAUCAAACAAAGGAACUCAUUAUAACAUAAUCGUGUUGUUCUUUGGUGGGCAAGAUGAUAGAGAAGCCCUAUCAUAUGCAUGGAGAAUGUCAGAACAUCCAGGAGUGAAUUUAACCGUAAUGAGAUUCAUCGCCGCACAAGAAAUAAUGGAACCAAAACUAGAAGAAAACACAUCAAGAAUUUCAACAAUGGAAACAGAAAUGAACAGAGAUAGGAAACUGGACGAAGAUCAUAUAAGCGAAUUUAGGGCAAGGAACCCAAACAGUGAGUCAAUUACUUACACAGAAAAAGUGUUGAACAACGGCGAAGAGACAGUGGCGGCCAUAAGAUCAAUGAACGAUGCUCACGACCUGUUCAUCGUUGGUAGAGGUGAAUCUCACAUAUCACCCCUCACUGCCGGACUAACGGACUGGAGUGAAUGUCCAGAGCUGGGAGCAAUAGGCGAUUUGCUAGCCUCAUCGGAUUUUGCGGCAACAACUUCAGUUUUGGUAGUGCAACAGUUCGGAACAACAAUGGCGGGUGAGCAUGGAGAAGAAGAAGAAGUUACACCACGUAAUCUUGAUCCAAAUGAUCCUUACCAAAGCUUGAGAUCCACGAAUUUGAGGCAACAUACUCCAUCGAGAACUCAAAUAAUUUAUGAUACAUGAUCAUUGUAUUACAGAAAUUAGAUUAAUUU
Cucumis sativus (cucumber) is the source of this 2551-nucleotide messenger RNA. Its product is annotated as cation/H(+) antiporter 15. Gene Ontology annotation, biological process: proton transmembrane transport; regulation of pH. Bases 9 to 2522 code for a protein of 837 amino acids. The transcript is spliced from 3 exons. The record is from RefSeq and is a predicted model, not a curated record. Gene Ontology annotation, cellular component: membrane; endomembrane system. Gene Ontology annotation, molecular function: antiporter activity. Lineage: Eukaryota; Viridiplantae; Streptophyta; Magnoliopsida; Cucurbitales; Cucurbitaceae.